AUGAUGCUGCGGACGUGUCGAACAGCCCUGUUGAUUUGCAUAGGAACAGUUUGUGUGUUGCAGUACGGUAAGAGGAUAAUUUUGAAGACUAUUUCAACUGUUUUCACUCAGUAUUUGGUCGAUUUUUCUCGAUUUUUUUGGCGUCUCGACUUUUCGGGCCGAUGACAGCUCGGGUCAACGAAAAAUCAAUUGAUACGAGGGGUAGCGCAAGUGGAUACCCAAAAAUAGGGUGUAGCAAGUGUCUAGAAGGCCUGACAAAGCCGUUGAAUGGUUGGCGGAUGGUCGGCGGAGACUUGGCGGAGCUCGGCGAAGGCUUGAAAUACGUCCACUUUUUAUAAUUUUAGCUAUUACUAAUGUUAGUUUUCUUUACUCUGAGUUGUUGUAACAUAUAAAAAACCAAAAUUUGAGGCAAAAAAUGAAGAUCCGUAACUUUUAUCUAGAUGAUAUUUAUGUGAUUACAUGCAAAAUACCUCAAAAUAUGGAGGUAAUAAGCUAUCCUAGGGCCCGAUUAAUCUUAUUUUUUCUGAAAAAUAAGCCUUUUCCUAGCCUCCCCCUUGCCUAAAAUGAUGAUCUGAGGCGACCAUAAUAUCGUUGACUCGAACUGUCGCUGACCCGACAAGUCGUAGCCGUAUUUGGCCAAUUUUUGAUAAAUCUUUUUUUUUCAGCCAAUGCCAAUCCCUGCCUGGUUGCUGACUCUUGCACGGAGUGUAUCAAGGCGGGAAGUGAAUGUGCGUGGUGUACCGAUCCAGUAAGUUGAAUUUUGGAGGAGAAAAAAAAAUUUUUUUGAUAUAAAAAAAUUGAUUUUUUUGUGAAUUUUUGGUAUUUUUUGAUGAAAAAUAUGAUUUUUUUUGUGAAUUUUUCAAAUUUUUUGUAAGAAAAGGGCUUUUUUUGCUGAUUUUAGACUCUAAGUUUAAUUUUUUGCUCUUAUUCAAAUUUAAAAAAAUUCAAAAAAUUUGAAUUUUCAAAGAAUUUGCAUAUUAAAAAAAUUUUUUUGUAAACCUAUAAAACCCUUGAAAAUCAAUUUUUCGAUCUAAAAAUCAAUUUUCAUCUCCCCGAUUACGCAACAACCCCCACAAACCCCCGGAUUUCCCGUCCGGAUCAUAUUGACAUUUCGUUAUAAACAAACCCAACUGUUUUUCCAGAUCUACAACGGGUCCCGGUGUAAUUUGAGAACACAGCACUCGAAUCACUGCAAUCUGCGAAACAUUUACUCUCCGGUCACCGAACUCCGCAUCCCCAAACAACACAACGUGCCGUUGGGCAAGAAACACCAAGACGGGCAUACGAUCACGCAGCUUGAGCCGCAACAAGUUCAGGUCAAAAUUAAGCCAGGUGAGGAAGUUGCGACAAAAAAAUUUUUUUUGGAAAAUGUUGCGACAAAAAAUUAUUUUUUGAAAAUUAAAAAAAAAUUUUUUUUAAAAAGCAAAAUUUGCAUAAAUUUGCAUCCUUUCGCACGGUGCGGCACCUUCUCAUUUUAUUUUUUUGCACUGUGCACGGAGCGCGAAAUUUUUCCCUUGCCACUUGCACAGUGCAAAACUUUUUUCGGCUUUUUUGCACUGUGCAAAAAAUAUCCGGCCUUUGCGCAGUUUUUUUGCACUGUGCAGAGUGAUUUUUGAGAUGUUCGCACUGUGCAAAAAAAAAAAAAAUUGGAUCUUUGCACAGUGCAAGAAAAAAAAUUUCUGGUCGCACAGUGCGGAAGUUUUUCAUUUUUCGCGACAACUUUGUUUUUGAUGAUUUUUGCACAGUGCGAAAAAGUUUUUUGAUGUCGCACUGUGCACGGUGCGAAAUUUUCAUUUUAUUUUUUUUCGCACUGUGCGGCUGAGAUUCUUGUGACAUUCGCACAGUGCAAACAAAUUUUCAAUGGUUGCACUGUGCAAUGAAAAGAUUUCUGGUCGCACAGUGCGGAAGUUUCUCAUUUUUUCGCGACAACUUUGUUCUUGCACAGUGCAAAAAAUUUUGAUGUCGCACUGUGCAAAAAGACCCUUUAGGUUCGCACGGUGCGAGAUUUUCAUUUUAUUUUUUUUCGCACUGUGCGGCUGAAAAUCCUGUGAUAUUCGCACAGUGCAAACAAAUUUUCAAUGGUUGCACUGUGCAACAAAAAAAAUUUGGUCGCACUGUGCGGAAUUUUUUCAUUUUUUUGCGACAACUUUGUUCUUGCACUGUGCAAAAAAGUUUUUUGAUGUCGCACUGUGCAAAAAGACCCUUUACGUUCGCACGGUGCGGGAUUUUCAUUUUAUUUUUUUUUUUUUGCACUGUGCAAAAAAAUUCGAUCUUUGCACAGUGCAAUAAAAAAAAUUUUUGGUCGCACAGUGCGGAAGUUUUUCAUUUUUCGCGACAACUUUGUUUUUAAUGAUUUUUGCACAGUGCAAAGAAUUUUUUGAUGUUGCACAGUGCAGUUGAUUUGUUUUAUUUCUUCGCACAGUGCAAAUUUUUCAUAAAAAAUUGCACUGUGCAAAAACUUUAAAAACUCGGCAAAAUUGCGCAACAACUUGAAACGCAAUUUUUUGCAACCUCUCCUCGCUUUUUCGGUCCCACUUUGAGGGCACUUGUUAAUUACCCCAUCUUUUUUCGGGGGUUUUUAUAGGUGGGCCAGAAGCGAGCGUCUGGCCAACAGUUUGGGAAUUCCUUUGAGGUCAAAGAGAAGGCUGCGACAAAUUUAUAGUCCGGGUCCGAGUGGUUUGGCUUUGAGGUCAGGGUUUACGAUGUGCAACUUGAGGAUGAUAAAAAAAAAAAAAAAAAUUUUUUUUGAAAUUUGUCGUAGAUGGUGUAUAUAGUCUAUAUAUAGGGCUCGGGGUCUUUACUUUUCAUCGGCUCUGCGAAUUUGUUUUGCAAAAAGGCGUUCAGCACGCCCUGCUGAACGCUUUUUCGCAAAAUCGGUUCAGCAGUUUCUUCUGUCGAAAUUUCGUGAACGGGAAAUGGUAAAAGCCGUUCAUUUUGUGAAUUUUCGUCCUGUUUUUUCUUUUUUUUUGGUAGAUUUCGAAACCGUCUGAAUUAGUUCAGAGUCGGCUGAACUAGUGCAAAAAACCGAGGUCUUUGAACACGUUAACCUGUUAAUUUUCCUUUGAAAAUUUUAUAACCAGUGAAUUGGUUCAAUGUUUUGUUAACCAAUUCAAACAUUGAACCCCCUUUCCAAUCGGCUCUGAACGGGUUGGACACCAGUUCAAACCGCACGAUUUGAACUGAUUUUGCAAAAAGGCGUUCAGCGGAAAUUCUGAACGCCUUUUUGCAAAACAAAUUCGCAGAGCUGAUGAAAAGUAAAGACCCCGAGCCCUAUAUCGAUUACACAAUUCAAAAAAAUCGAAAAAAAUGGAAAAAUAAAAAAAAACAAAAGUUUUUUAAUUUUUUUCAAAAAAAAUUCUGGUUUACCGACGUAUAAAAUUCAGGAGAUUUCGUGGAAGUGAUGAUUUUUUAAACCAUAAAAAAUUUAAAAAAUGAAAAUUUUAAAAAAAAAUAUUUUUUUUCCUUUUUUAAGAGCAAAAAAAUAUAUUUCAAUGGCUAUUACCUACAACGUAUUUUAACAAAAAUUUUUUUUUCAGGAGAUUUCGUGGAAGCGAUGAUUUUUUUAAACCAUAAAAAAAUAAAAAAAUUUAAAUUAAAAAAAAAUAUUUUUUUCCUUUCUUAAAAGCAAAAAAUAUACUUUAGUAUACUUAUGACGUAUUUUACCAAAAAAAUCAGGAGAUUUCGUGGAAGCGAUGAUUUUUUUAAUUUAAAAAAAAUUAAAAUUAAAAAAAAAUAUUUUUUUUUUCAUUUUUUAAAAGCAAAAAAUAUAUUUCAAUGGCUAUUACAUACGACGUAUUUUACCAAAAAAAAUUCAGGAGAUUUCGUGGAAGUGAUGAUUUUUUUAGACUAAAAAAAUUUACAAAAAAUUAAAAUUUUAAAAAAAUAUUUUUUUCCCUUUUUUAAAAGCAAAAAAUAUAUAUUUCAGCCAUUACAAAUAACGUAUUUUAACAAAAAAAAUUUUUUCAGGAGAUUUCGUCGAAGUACCGUUCAAGUACGAGCACAGAGGUCGGCCCGGUUUGGAGGUGCGCGACUUCCAAUUGAUGACCUCCAACAUUGAAAACACCGGAGUCAAGGUCGAAUUUUUCAUCGAAUGCAAUGGGUAAGCAAUAAUGUUAAUUAAUUUUCGAAAAAAUUGAAAAAUAAAAAAAAAAUUUAAUUUUUUUUAAUUUUUUAUUCGUAUUUUAGCGAACGCAUCCAAGCUCUCCGCUGUCCAGGGAUCACCGAAGGCCAGCACAUCAAUUUCUACGUGAAAGUCUCGCUCACCGACUGCAAGGAUGUGGCGCUUUCCGUCUCGGUUUAUGGAUACAACACCGUCUCGGCGCUGUUCGUCACUCCAUUGUGCUCUUGUGAAUGCGAAAGCUUCCGAUUCCAUGUAAAUUUUAUUUGAAAUUUUUUCUUGGACUAAUUUGAGCAGCCGAGGGCCAGAUUUUCGGAUAGGCGACAUUUUAUACGAUAAAAAGUUUUAGCUAGGACGUUUUAUACGAUAAAAACUUUUGGCUAAGGAAAAGAGAUUUUGUGAAAACUUUUUGAGACGUAUUUUAAACUGAAAUUUUGAUUUCCGCUAGCAUGAAAUCAAAUUUUUGACAUGGCGACAUCUUAUACGAUUUAAACUUUGUGGCUAUAAAACCGGAUUUCAUAACUUUUUUAUUGAUGUAGCGUAAUAAUCACAGCAUAAAAGGAUUAUUUACAAUCAAAUUGUCUCAAAUUUAAAUAUUUUGAUAUGGGGACAUUUUAUACGAUAAAAACUUUUGGCUAAGGAAAAGAGAUUUUGUGAAAACUUUUUGAGACGUAUUUUAAACUGAAAUUUUGAUUUUCGCUGGCAUGAAAUCAAAUUUUUGACAUGGCGACAUUUUAUACGAUAUAAACUUUGUGGCUAUAAAACCGGAUUUCAUAACUUUUUUAUUGAUGUAGCGUAAUAAUCACAGCAUAAAAGGGUAAUUUACAAUCAAAUUGUCUCAAAUUUACAUAUUUUGAUAUGGCGACAUUUUAUACGAAAGAAAAUUUGCAAAAAAUUUUUCGAUUUUUUUGAAGCUUUUCUCUUAAAUUUUCCAAAAAUCUGUCGUAUUUUAGUCCCUAAAUAAAACCCACAUUGUCUAAAAUUUACGCAAUUUUUAUUUGGCGACAUUUUAUACGAAAAAAAUUGCGAAAUUUUUAGAUUUUUUUUAAGCUUUUCUCUUAAAUUUUCCAAAAAAUCUGUCGUAUUUUAGCCCCAAAUAAAAUUUUUCCAAUUUCAGGACCGUCGCUCCGCGCACUGCCGAGGCUUCGGCGACCUGAUCUGCGGUGUUUGCCAAUGCGGCGCGGGCCGCGGCGGGCGCGCCUGCGAGUGCGAUUUGAACCAGCACGGCGUCGCGACAGCAGCCGACUUGGAGAACAAAUGCCGAGCGUAAGUCAUCCGUCUUCCUCAUUAAUUAUGCGAUUUCCUGUUGAUGACAAAUCGCAGUUCGAAGAGGGCGGAAAACUUGUCAAAUCGGAGUGGGAAGUGGAUUUAGGGACGGAAGAAUGGGGUCGAAAUUGAGUAAUUGAAGGGGAUACUGUAGUUUGCGAUCGUUUUAGAGGGUUUGAAAAUGAUUUUUUGAGCUUUGACUACCUUUUUAUGGGACUAAGAUUUUUGAAACAAAGGUUUUUGCUUUUUCCAUAUUUUAUUUUAAUAUUCCGCAUCUUUUGGAUAGCUAUAUAAAGCAAAAGUAAAAUAGCAAGAAAAUUUUAUGGCACUCUGUCCGAAUUUUUCCUGAAAAAUUACUUUUUUGGCGCAUGAUUGCCAUAUUAGUCAUCAUGGAAAAUAUAGGCCCGGAAUAGGUUUAAAAUCUGUAAAAUACGGAGUAGAAUUAAACUGUGUGUACCUAUAUAGCCUCUUCUACCACAGUAGUCAACUUACUGCCCGUCGUUUUAACCUAAAUUUGCAUAAUGAAAUGAAUUUCUUUACCUUCCGACACCUGAUGUUGAUGUUUAAUAUUAGAGCAAAAAUUGAUGUCCAAGACAUUAGUAAGGGACAGAAUCGAACUGAGAGUACCUAUAUAGGCUCGUCUACCGUGGUAAACGUCUAACUGCCUGUCACUCUAACCGAAAUUUGCAUAAUGAAGUGAAUUUCUCCACCUUCCGACACCUGAUGUUGAUGUUUAAUAUCAGGGCAAAAAGUGAUGUCCAAGACAUUAAUAAAGGACAGAAUUGAACCUGGUGAUCCAGCAUAGGCUCUUUUACCAUAGAAAAUGUCUCACUACCCAUUAUUUUAACCGAAAUUUGCAUAAUGAAGUGAAUUUCUUCACCUUCCGACACCUGAUGUUGAUGUUUAAUAUUAGGUUGAAGGUUGAUGUCAAGAUAUUAAUAGGGGCUUUUAAUACAAAUAUAGAUAGCAGAGACCUAGUAGAACAGCUCUAUAUUCAUUAUGCCGCAAGCGAUUUGCGUCAACAACCAAUAAUCUUCGAUUUUCAGCGAGCCAGGGAAAGCCGUUUGCUCAGCCGCCGGAACUUGCGAAUGUGGCCGCUGUAAAUGCAAUAACCCCGCGGUAAGUCCGAAAAUUGAAUUCAUACAUACUCAGUGUUGUCUACAACAAAUCCUAUAACAUUUGAAAAAGGCUUUUUUACUUUGCGAUGCCUUUUAACAUUUAAAAAUGAAUUUUUUGUUUUUCCCCCAAAAAUGAUGAUUUUAUAUUGGAAAAAUCGUAUUUUAUCCAUAAAUUUGGUCGUAUACGGACCUUUAGAUGUGUUUAUGAUGUUCUCAAACUCAUCCUCAAGAAAAGUGGAUAUGAUUCCCUCGAGAUUUGAGUGUUUUACUGGCCGUAAAACACAUUUCUCGACAAGUCGCCAGAUGCACCGAGAAAAGUUCGAAGCCAUAAAUCGCGGGAGGCAAAGAACAGAUGUUUUUACACUGGAUUUUAGAGAGAUUUCGACUUGAAUUUUUUCGGGGUUUAAACGAAUUGCGAAAAUAGAAAAAAACGAUUAAUUUUAGAAAAAAAAAAUUUUUGAAAUUUUAAAAAAAGAUCAAAAAAUAAGAUUGAAAAAACGCUAAAAUCUCAAGAAAACAAUUUUCAGACCCAAGGCCAAUUCUGCGAAUGCGACAGCUCAGCGUGCCCGGUCGGCUCGAACGGCCAACUUUGCUCGGGCCAAGGAGACUGUUUGUGCGGGAAAUGCCAAUGUUUGGCCGGAUUCCAGGGCCCCGACUGCUCUUGCAAGGAGGAUCCAGAGCCCUGUACUGAGAAUGGAGUAAGUAAAAAUUAGUUUUGAAAGGUUUUUCUUGGAAAAUUUUGAGAUUUUUAUAUUAUCCAUCACAAAAAGUGAUUAUUUUUGAGAAUUAGGCUGAUAAAUAGGGAGAAUUGAUAUUGUCCAGGCUUUAUAAAGGAUCAAUGAUUAAUUUUAAGCCAUGUUUUGCUUGUUGGCAUCAUUUUUGAAAAAAAAAAUUUUUUAUUUUUAUAUUAUCCAUGACAAAAAAGAUGAUUUUUGGGAAUUUUUAGUUGUUUUUGGGAAAAAUUGAUAUAACAUAGUGCUUUUAAGGCCUCGUAGAUUAUUUCUGAGGCUUUUUGUACUUUUCCGACAUUAAUAUCGUAUAGUACCACACAAUUUUUCGAGAAAUUUUUGGAAUUUUUAUAUUACCCAUGACAAAAAAGAUGAUUUUUUGGAAAUUUUUAGUUGUGUGAAGGGAAAAUUGAUGUUUCAUAGUAUUUUUAAGACCUUGUAGAUUAUUCCAGAAGCUUUUUAUAAUUUCCUGACGUCAAUUUCAUAUAGCACCACACGAUAUUUUGAGAAAUUUUUGGAAUUUUUACAUUAUUCAUGGCAAAAUUGAGGUUUUUCCAAAAAAUUUUGAUUGAUUAAUAGUCAGUCAAUAAUCAUUUUCUCUUUUAUUACUAGCUACUACAUAGACAAUCUAAUUCAAAACAAAAAGAAUUUUUCGAUUUUUUUCACCUCUCACCUACUACAAUAUAACCUUGUUUCAGGUGGUGUGUUCCGGCAACGGAGUCUGCGAAUGUGGUCGAUGCGCCUGCUCUGCGGGCUACACUGGCUCCAAUUGCGCCAUUUCCACCUCCGCCGAGCACGACCAGCGAGUAAUUGGAGCGGAUGACGGCGUCGGGCAGAUUUUGCCCUCCGGCGAUUCGGACGAGGACAAGGCCGAAUUCGCGCCUCCAGAGCCGGAGGCAGUCGCCGCCGGACGAACACUACACGCCGCCGUGAUGCUGGUCUUGUUCAGUUUUUUGCUCAUGCGUCUUUGA
Molecule: messenger RNA, 8200 nt
Organism: Bursaphelenchus xylophilus (pine wood nematode)
Lineage: Eukaryota; Metazoa; Nematoda; Chromadorea; Rhabditida; Aphelenchoididae
Source: the annotation of a GenBank genome assembly